AUGAUGUCGAUGAUAUUUACAAAUAAUUAUUUGAAAUUUUUAAUACCUGCUGCACGACAUUUAACAAGUACUCGCUCUAAUCUUAACUUGGGUGAUGAAAUGAAAACGUUAAAUGAUAACAAACAAUACAGAAAAACUCUUGAGUUAUUUGAUAUAUUCAACGAAAACAAUAUUAAUAAAUGUUCCAAUUGGGCUAUUAUUCAAGCUUUAAAGGCAUGCACUGAAACAAAUAAUGCUCAACGUGGUGUGAAAAUUCAUCAUCUUAUUUCAUCUCGUUUAAAACAUGAUUUUUAUGUGUUACCAUCAUUAAUCCAAUUCUAUAUGCAAUGUGGUGACGUUAAUCGGGCUCAAUUAUUAUUUGAUACAUCAACAACAAAAACAUUAAUCAUGUACGGAACCAUGAUGAAAGGUUAUAUAAAGAAUAAUUUGCCGAAUAAAGCCAUUCAUCUUUUCAAGGAAAUUAAGGAUCUUGAUGAAGUGAUAGUUACUCUAUUAUUUAAUGCCUGUGCUCAAUUAGCAACUAACGAAGAGUUAGAUUUAUUAAAAACAGUUUCAUCAAAAAUCCCCAAUUCUUUCUACAUGGAUUCUUAUCUUUUAUGUUCUCUUAUUGAUGCAUUUAUGAAGUGCGGUGACGUAACAAGUGCGAAAUUAUCAUUUGAUCGAUCAACAAAGAAAACAUUACCAAUGUAUCGAGCGAUGAUAACAGGCUUUUGUGUAAAUGAUCAGGAGGAAGAAGCAAUUGUCAUGUUUAAUGAAAUGCAUCUUCAUGAAUUCCAUCGAGAAAGGCGUAGUAAAAAAAAAUUGAAGUUAUUAUCUGAAACGAAAAGUGAUAGUUCUGAAACAAAUAUUCCUAUUUAUUUAUGCCUUUUAAAAGCGUUGGCUAAGCUUGGUAUAUCAAAAAAAGCUGAAUCAUUCGUUCAACAAAUUCCAAGUUCUAUUCUUACUGAUCAUCGAAUUCAAACUGCAUUGAUGCAUAUGUGGGGCAAAGUUGCUUCUGUCAAUGAAGCAAAGCGAAUAUUUGAAAAAAUAUCUCAACCGGAUCACAUUGCAUGGACAGUGAUGAUUAAUUCUUACGGUUUAAAUGGAAUGGGUAUUGAAGCUGUGAAACUUUUUCAUCAGAUGCCGAUAGAAUUUAUCCACGAUGUUACUUAUAUUUGUGUGUUAAAUGCAUGUUCACAUUCAGGACUUGUUGAUGUAGCUCGCACAAUCUUCAAUAACAUUCAAACGAAAACAGAAAUAAUAUAUACGACAAUGAUCGAUUGCCUCAGUCGUGCAGCUUUGUUUGAACAAGCACAGCAAUUAAUCGAGCAAUUUGAACGUGAUCAUGCGCCUGCACUACCCACCUAUAUGGCAUUAUUGUCAGGUGCUCGAAAUGAAAAAAAUACUAAAUUAUCACAAGAAGUUGUUGAUCGUAUUCAGAAGCUGUUCCCUGACGUGAAAGGUUCAUUGUUGCCAGCGUGGAUUCUAUUAGCUAAUACUUAUGCUUCAUCGGGCGACAUUGAAAAAGCAGCAGAUAUUAAAAUUGAAUUGCAUAGAUCGGGUGCUAAGAAAAAAGCUGGUGUAACAUUGACAGAAUUCGAUGGAAAAAUCUGGAGAUUUCGAGCUCAUGAUCAAUCACAUCCUGAUUCUGCUGAAAUUCAUGCACAAGUUGAUAGAAUGUCAAAAAAGCUCAUUGAAUAUGGGUAUAAGUACGAUGCAAGUUGGAUUGUAAGGCCGAUAGAAGCUGAUGAAACAGUUGAAUCACUUCUUUGUGGACACAGUGAACGACUUGCUAUGGCUCUUCAUUUUAUUCGCAAUCGAAAACCCAAACGCAUUCAAUUGACGAAAAAUCUUCGCAUUUGUGGUGAUUGUCAUCAAUUCACGAAAUUAAUUGCUUUGGUCUAUCAGUGUGAAAUAAUUGUUCGCGACGCAAAUCGUAUACAUCACUUUCAUAUAAAUGGACAGUGUUUAUGCCAAGAUUAUUUCUAA
Molecule: messenger RNA, 1968 nt
Organism: Rotaria socialis
Lineage: Eukaryota; Metazoa; Rotifera; Eurotatoria; Philodinida; Philodinidae
Source: the annotation of a GenBank genome assembly